CUUGUAUUGAUCUUUCUUUUCUUCAAAAUGGUGUCGAGCAACCCAAAAAGUGGGAUUUCUGGCGUGAGGCUAUCAUCGGUGGUGCCAGCGACGGUCACCGGUGAUAACAAGGAGGUGGAGCUGACCAACCUGGACUUGGCCAUGAAGCUCCACUACAUUAAGGGAGUGUACUUUUUUGAAAGCGAAGCAGUUCGAGGGCUCACAGUGUAUGAUUUGAAGGUACCAAUGUUCAAGUUGCUGGAGGCGUAUUAUCCAGCGUCGGGGAGAAUCAGGUUCUCGGAAAUGGGGAGGCCUUUCAUCAAGUGCAACGACGGCGGCGUCCGGAUCGUGGAGGCACAGUGUGACAAGACUGUGGAGGAAUGGUUGGCAAUGGAGGACUGUUCUCUCGAUGGGUGUUUGGCUUAUGAUCAAGUUCUUGGUCCUGAUCUAGGUUUCUCCCCUUUGGUGUUUGUACAGUUUACUUGGUUCAAAUGUGGUGGCAUGGCCAUAGGACUCAGCUGGGCUCAUGUAUUAGGGGACGCAUUUUCUGCUUCGGACUUUAUCAAUAAUUGGGGACGGAUCUUAGCCGGAGAAGAACCAUCAAAGUCUCUAGGGGAAAUAAAUUCCACAUCUUCCUUUCCAGGGAAACCAUUUUCCUUGGAAAAGGUUUCCACAAUGGGUGACUGCUGGAAAUUUGACAGUAAUUGUAAAAUGCAAACGCAUUCAUUCCUUUGCAUUGAUGAUCCCAACCAAACAGCUAAUCUCUUAGGCUUUGAAACCAUUUCGGCGGUAAUAUGGAAAUCAAUAUCGAAGAUCAGGGGAAAUAUAGGGUCAAAAAAAGUGACAAUAUGUAGGAAAAAUGUGAACAGGGAGAGGGCAAACAAUGGAUUGGUUUUUAGCAUGGUGGAAACAGAAUCCUCAGUUGCAAAGCUGGAGAUAGCAGAAUUGGCAAGAAUGAUUGCUAGUGACAAGGUGGAUGAAAAUUACAGGAUUGAAGAUAUGUUAGAGGGGAUUGGGAAAGGUGGGGAAGGAUCGGAUUCUGUAGUGUACGGAGCUGAUUUGACGUUAUUGAAUAUGGAAGAAGGUGAUUUUUAUGGGCUUGAGUUGAAGGGUAAGAAACCGGUGUUUGUGAACUAUAUGAUUAAUGGGGUUGGUGGUGAGGGGUUGGCUUUGGUUCUUCCAGGGCCGCCACAGAAGGACGGUGGUAAAGGGCGGACUGUGACAAUGGUGCUGCCGGAGGGGGAGAUUGUUGGGGUGAAGAAUGAGAUUCAAAAGUAUUGGAAUAUUGUGUGAAAAUAAUUUUGUAUUGGUCAUCGGGAUUCAUAUUUUAUUGGUGAAUUGUUUAUUAAAAAUAUAGUUUGUUUUAUAAAUAUAUUAAAAUGAUUUUAAUAAAAUUAUAUUAUUUUAUUAAAAAUAUUUUAAUAUAUUUAUAAUUAAAAUAAAUUAUAUUUUUAAAAUAUAAUUUAUCAUGUAAAAUAUUUUCUUUUGGUUUUAUCGUGUACUACUUUUUUUUUUCUUCUCUUUUCCUGUGAUUUUGUGUCACAUGCAUGAAUGUCAUUAGUUCGUCGAUGAUCUAAAUAAAACAAAUGAAUAUCACGUGUUCUACAUCCAAUAAAGAGAAAAACAAAUAUCAUGUGAAAAUGCUUUUGUGAUGGAACUCGAUUGAACCUGUCCUAUGGCAUGGCCAAGCAGUUGUACCCCACAUGGUGCAUUAAUAAACACACUAUUUGAUC
This is a messenger RNA of Rubroshorea leprosula, 1712 nucleotides long. The record is from the annotation of a GenBank genome assembly. NCBI's taxonomy places the organism in Eukaryota, Viridiplantae, Streptophyta, Magnoliopsida, Malvales, Dipterocarpaceae.